GUUUAACAGUUUACAGUUACCCACUGAGCCACAAGAGCCCCAUGUCCGGCGCUGAUUGCGAUGCCUACCCUCCCAUCCUCCUCCACUCUCUCACUUUUCUCUUUUUUUUACUAGCCUAUACAUACACUCCUCUUGUAUGUAUACUCCUCUCCCUCUCUCCACCUUUUUUAUACAUUUUCUGGAGAUGACUCACGUGAUCCGUUAGAUCUACACAUGAUUUUCGAGAGCGGAGUGUGAGUUUGUUGACUUGAUGUGAUUUCGAAAUUCGAAUAGCUCGGUUGUUGCGGUUGGAGAUUGACCGGCGAUGGAGAAUCGCGUGAUUGUCGAUAGCUCUCCGUAUUUGAGUUUAUUGGCUGGCUUGUCAUAUGGCAUCUCUUCAAUGGCUAUGGUAUUCAUCAACAAGGCAGUUGUUAUGCAGUAUUCAGAUUCAAUGACUCUUCUUACUGUCCAACAACUUGCAACUGCCUUGCUUAUUCAUUUUGGACGAGUGAUGGGAUACACAAGAGCGAAGGCAUUGAAUAUUGCAACAGCGAAAAAGCUAAUCCUAGUUUCGUUGUUUUACAAUGCAAAUGUAGGUUUUGCAUUAGCAAGCCUGAAAGGAGUUAAUAUUCCAAUGUACAUUGCAAUAAAAAGACUCACGCCACUUUCUGUAUUAGUCGCUGGUUAUUUUUAUGGGAAGGGCAGACCCUCAGUUCAGGUGACUCUUUCAGUAAUAUUGACCGCUGCUGGAGUUGUCAUUGCUGCGCUAGGAGAUUUCUCCAUCGAUAUUUUUGGAUAUAGCAUGGCAGGCACUUCUGUGUUCUUCCAGACCAUGUACCUUGUGCUGGUGGAGAUUUCCGGUGCAGAGGAUGGGCUUUCUUCGAUUGAAAUUAUGUUCUAUAACAGCCUAUUGUCCUUACCAUUUCUAAUGCUUCUCAUUAUAACAACCGGAGAAUUUCCAAAUUCACUCGCUUUAUUAUUCGCAAAGAGUACUUCAUUAUCUUUUUUGGUGAUCCUGAUUUUGUCAUUGGUGAUGGGAAUAGUUCUCAACUACACCAUGUUUCUAUGCACGAUUGUUAACUCGGCUUUAACAACAACUAUCGUUGGAGUCCUGAAAGGUGUUGGAUCCACGACACUUGGCUUUUUUCUGCUGGGAGGAGUACAAGUUCACGGAUUGAAUGUUGCCGGAUUAGUGAUCAACACUGCUGGGGGUUUGUGGUAUUCAUAUGCCAAAUAUCAGCAAAAGAAAAGACCUCCAAAGAUUGUUCCUGAUGAGGAAUCUUAUAAUAAAUAGAAAGAACCGGUGAAUGAUGUUAUUAUUUGGAGACCUGAUUCUUAUACAAAUGCCCCAUUCAUUAAUAUGUUUAUUACAAGUAGGGUGAAUUGAUAUGUAUUCCAUGUCAAAAUUAGCUUCAAAAACUCCAGUGCCCUUAAGUUAAUCAUCACCUGUUUUGUCUUGAUUAUCAAGCCUGUGUAUUUGUUAUGUAAUUAGAAAAGAUUAAGUAGGCCAAAGAUUUGAUCACUUGUAUUUGACAUUUUUAGUUCACAGAGCGAAGCUCAAAUUACAUUCUUAGACAAUUUCUGAUU
Messenger RNA from Daucus carota subsp. sativus, 1566 nucleotides. RefSeq names its product UDP-galactose/UDP-glucose transporter 7. Lineage: Eukaryota; Viridiplantae; Streptophyta; Magnoliopsida; Apiales; Apiaceae. Gene Ontology annotation, cellular component: Golgi apparatus. The transcript has 8 exons. The coding region runs from base 305 to 1273 and encodes 322 amino acids. Gene Ontology annotation, molecular function: UDP-galactose transmembrane transporter activity; UDP-glucose transmembrane transporter activity; antiporter activity. The record is from RefSeq and is a predicted model, not a curated record.